UUUCCUCGCAACCUCAAGGACGAGAGAACAAGUGCGAAGACUUCAAUUGUUCCUUCUUGCUCUGUUGACUUGUCUAGCGCCCAAAUAUAUCUGUAUCUCCGUGACUCAGUGGAUUGUUCCCUAAUUCUUCCAAUCCAAACAGUUUUAUAUUUUGUAUCCAAUACUACAGCGCUAUAGCUAUGGCUUCCCUUUACCCAAGUGGCGAUGAAAAGUUUUCAGCUUCACCGCCUCAGUUCGGCAAAGCAGCUGCCACCACCGGAAUUCCAGUUAGCUCCUCCGCCCCCUUACAGCAAUACAACACCGAAAGCUCUCAUACCAAAACCCAUCUCCAGACUAAAACUAGAGUUCCUUGGUCCACAGGGCUCUGUGACUGCUUCUCUGACUGGAGAAACUGUUGCAUAACAUGUUGGUGCCCGUGCGUCACCUUUGGCCAGAUUGCUGAGAUUGUUGAUAAAGGAUCAUCAUCGUGUGGGAUAAAUGGAGCACUUUACACCCUAAUAGCCUGUGUGAUUGGAUGUCCAUGCUGCUACUCAUGCUUUUAUCGAUCAAAAAUGAGGCAACAGUACAUGCUGAAGAAACACCCUUGCGGGGAUUGCCUUGUCCAUUGCUUCUGCGAGUAUUGCGCCUUGUGCCAAGAGUACCGUGAGCUCAAAACCCGCGGUUACGACCUAUCCAUAGGGUGGCAUGGAAAUAUGGAGAAGCAAAAUCGUGAAGUGGCUAUGACUCCAAUCCCACCAGUGGUGGAGGAAGGCAUGAGCCGAUGAAGAAGAGACAAGUGGAUGAUCUUUGUUCAAGGUUUGACGCGUAAUUAUAUUUAUCGAUAUUGGAUUUUCCUUGUGUUUUGAUUCUAAGGUUUGACGAGGUCUGUAAAUGGUGGUAUUGUUUAUAUAAAAUCAUAAGAUAUAUAAAAAUUUGAUCUAUAUAUUAAUAAAAUAAUAAUCAAACAUAUGAUGCAUAAUUUUAUAUUUCAUUUUUUUA
This is a messenger RNA of Durio zibethinus, 978 nucleotides long. The record is from RefSeq and is a predicted model, not a curated record. NCBI's taxonomy places the organism in Eukaryota, Viridiplantae, Streptophyta, Magnoliopsida, Malvales, Malvaceae.